Messenger RNA from Drosophila gunungcola (fruit fly), 491 nucleotides. RefSeq lists its product as uncharacterized. The record is from RefSeq and is a predicted model, not a curated record. The coding region runs from base 5 to 370 and encodes 121 amino acids. The transcript has a single exon. NCBI's taxonomy places the organism in Eukaryota, Metazoa, Arthropoda, Insecta, Diptera, Drosophilidae.
CCAUAUGUUGUAUAUUGCCAGCAAUCUUAUUACCAACAUGAAGCCAAUUAUUCGGAUCGGCGCCCUCUGUCUCGUGGUCUUCGUCCUCAGCAACCUGGAUGUUUUGAGGGCGCAGUAUACUCCUUCCUCCUCCUCUCCGAGUACUUCUAGCCAAGGUAACCCCAAGCAGGUGUACGUAUCGAAUCUCACGUAUACGGUUGCGAGGAAGAUCCGUGUGGGCUCCACAACGGCCAGCAGCACCCGUAGCCGGAGUUCCAGGACCAAUAGCAACCGGAAACUGAACGCCAAGAGGAGCCAGGCCAAACGCAGCCAGAGGGCGAACCGGAAGUCCGACAACCGGAAGACGAACGCACGCCGGGUCAGGGGUUAAACUCUCAUCCAAGACAUUGUUUUUAUUUUAAGACAAUUGGUUUUUAUUUUGAGCUCGUUCUAAACACAAAACACUUAAGUUUACCGUCGCAACGGGCGAAUUAAAUUAGAUAAAUACGUAA